Molecule: messenger RNA, 4733 nt
Organism: Acanthochromis polyacanthus (spiny chromis)
Lineage: Eukaryota; Metazoa; Chordata; Actinopteri; Pomacentridae
Product: dipeptidase 1-like
Exons: 10
Coding region: 2538-3788 (416 amino acids)
Biological process (GO): proteolysis
Molecular function (GO): metallodipeptidase activity
Source: RefSeq, a predicted model, not a curated record
UCACUGAAAUCACUCGAAACUCACAAAAGUAACAAUAAAUAAAAAUUUAUUGAAAAUUAAAUAAUCAAAAUCAGCCAUCACUUUUGAAUUGUUGAUUAACAUAAUUAUUUAAAAAAACAAACUAAUGAAAUAGGGCUGGACAAAAAUGAUGGUACCCAUAACUUAAUAUUUUGUUGCACAACCUUUUGAGGCAAUCACUGCAAUUAAACGAUUUCUGUAUUUGUCAAUGAGCGUUCUGCAGCUGUCAACAGGUAUUUUGGCCCACUCCUCAUGAGCAAACAGCUCCAGUUGUCUCAGGUUUGAUGGGUGUCUUCUCCAAAUGGCAUGUUUCAGCUCCUUCCACAUAUGUUCAAUGGGAUUCAGAUCUGGGCUCAUAGAAGGCCACUUUAGAAUAGUCCAACGCUUUUCUCUCAGCCAUUCUUGGGUGUUUUUGGCUGUGUGUUUUGGAUCGUUGUCCUGUUGGAAGACCCAUGACCUGCGACUGAGACCAAGCUUUCUGACACUAGGCAGCACAUUUCUCUCCAGAAUGCCUUGAUAGUCUUCAGAUUUCAUCGUACCUUGCACACUUUCAAGACACCCUGUGCCAGAUGCAGCAAAGCAGCCCCAAAACAUUACUGAGCCUCCUCCAUGUUUCACCGUAGGGACAGUGUUCUUUUCUUCGUAUGCUUGGUUUUUGAGUCUAUGAACAUAGAGUUGAUGUGCCUUACCAAAAAGCUCCAGUUUGGUCUCAUCUGUCCAAAGGACAUUCUCCCAGAAGCUUUGUGGCUUGUCAACAUGCAUUUUUGCAAAUUCCAGUCUGGCUUUUUUAUGAGUUUUUUUCAGCAGUGGUGUCCUCCUUGGUCGUCUCCCAUGAAGUCCACUUUGGCUCAAACAACGACGAAUGGUGCGAUCUGACACUGAUGUACCUUGGCCUUGGAGUUCACCUUUAAUUUCUUUGGAGGUUGCUCUGGGCUCUUCGGAUACAAUUCGAACGAUCCGUCUCUUCAAUUUGUCAUCAAUUUUCCUCUUGCGGCCACGUCCAGGGAGGUUGGCUACUGUCCCGUGGGUCUUGAACUUCUGAAUAAUAUGAGCCACUGUUGUCACAGGAACUUCAAGCUGUUUAGAGAUGGUCUUAUAGCCUUUACCUUUAAGAUGUUUGUCUAUAAUUUUUUUUCGGAUGUCCUGGGACAAUUCUCUCCUUCGCUUUCUGUUGUCCAUGUUCAGUGUGGUACACACCUUUUCACCAAACAGCAGGGUGACGACUUGUCUCCCUUUAAAUAGGCAGACUGACUGAUUAUGAGUUUGGAAACACCUGUGAUGUCAAUUAAAUGACACACCUGAGUUAAUCAUGUCACUCUGGUCAAAUAGUUUUCAAUCUUUUAUAGAGGUACCAUCAUUUUUGUCCAGGCCUGUUUCAUUAGUUUGUUUUUUUUUAAAUAAUUAUGUUAAUCAACAAUUCAAAAGUAAUGGCUGUUUUUGAUUAUUUAAUUUUCAAUAAAUUUUUAUUUAUUGUUACUUUUGUGAGUUUCAAGUGAUUUCAGUGAGAAUUGUGGGUUUUUCCUUCUUUAACUGAGGGGUACCAACAAUUUUGUCCACGUGUGUAACUGAAAGUACAAGCAUUUACAGGUGUGAGGAACAACUUGUUCUUGCAAUCAGUCAAAGGUCAUACAGAGCAGAUCAUAAAGUGACAUGUGGCUUAUGUGUGAUUUUGUAUGUACUUUUAUUGUUAAUAUGGAAUUGCGCCAAAGGUGAGGGAGAGAUUGAGGAAGGAAAAAAAGGUCAACAACAGUAAGAGUAAGCAUCGUCAUGAACACUAUCACUAUUUUAGCAAAGAAAAUGUGGAAAAAAGAUGUGCAAUGGAGGGAAAUUUAUCUGUCAUAAAUGUCAGCAACAUGCUGAGAAGUUCUGUCUGCACAGACAAUGUUUUCUAAAUAGAAUCAGUUGGUUGUACCCUUUUCAUGGAAUUUGUGAACAACAUUAAAGAAGCAUUUACACAGUGUUCAGCCGUGUUGUAUGAGAUCUCUUCAUUCUAUCAUUCAAGCCCACUAAGUUUUAGUUUACAUUAGGAGUUUUCCUCUACAGGUAAACAGUCAUCAACACAUUCUUUUACACAGAGAGGAUAAUUAAACUGGUUUAUAGUUCUGGAAAAUGUUCCCAUUGAGUUUCAAAUCCACAUGAAUGACAAAAUAAAACUUCGAGAUAAAAUUGUCCAAAGCAUAAAUUGUGAACUUUAGAAAAACUGUCAAAAGUCACAUUAUACAUUAACCAACAUGUCCUGGCCAACCACUGGAGGAAUGUUUAGACUAUUGUGCUGCAUUUAUGACAGCUGACGCUGUAAUGAGAAACAGAUUCAAGAUAGAGGAGGAGCGAUGAUCAGAGCUGACAUUCAAAGGCAAAACCAACAGAGACAGGCAGAAAACCAGGUGAAAUUGACUGACAACUUUUCCUCCUUCAAGGUUAAAGAGAGACCAACUAGAAUAAACUUGUUUUGGGGAAAAGUUUAGAAACACAAGGAAAAAGAAGAGCAGUGCAUUUAACAGUGUGUAAAAGUUUAAGAGAUGUUGACCAAGGUGGUCUUAGCUUCAUGGUUGGUGCUGUGGAUCAGUUCUUGCGCCGUCAACUCGGCUGAGGAUCUGAAGACCAGAGCUUUUAGGCUGAUGUCUGAGACUCCGCUCAUUGAUGGCCAUAAUGACCUGCCUUGGCAGUUUCGCAAGCAGUUCAAUAAUGAGCUGACCAAAGUGGAUCUUUACAAACUGUCAACAACACACACCAACAUCCCAAAGAUCAAAGAAGGACGGCUCGGUGCACAGUUCUGGUCAGCCUAUGUGCCAUGUGACACUCAGUACAAAGAUGCUGUCAGACAAACGCUGGAGCAGAUAGAUGUGGUGCACAGGAUGUGUGAGAAAUACCCAGAAACCUUCAUGUUUGCCAGCAGCAGCAAAGAAAUCAUGGACGCCUUUGCAAUGAAUAAGACAGCCAGUCUGAUCGGGGUGGAGGGCGGUCACUCCAUCGACAGCAGUCUGGGAACCCUGCGCACCAUGUACCAUCUGGGGGUCCGAUACCUCACACUCACACACUCCUGCAACACACCCUGGGCUGAUAACUGGCUUGUUGACACUGGAUCUGAGCCAUCUGAGCACAAUGGUCUGUCUCCAUUUGGCAAGCAACUAAUUUUGGAAAUGAACCGUCUGGGGAUGCUGAUCGAUCUGGCUCAUGUGCCUGUAACAGUGAUGAACCAGGUUCUGGGCAUGUCCCAAGCUCCAGUCAUCUUCAGCCAUUCCUCUGCAUACAGCGUCUGUCCACACAAGAGAAACGUCCCAGAUGAGGUUCUCUUGAAAGUGAGAGAGAAAAAGGGAGUUGUGAUGGUGAACUUCUACAACGACUAUGUGACCUGCAGUAAGACUGCUAACCUCUCAGAUGUUGCAGAUCACUUUGACCAUAUAAAGAAAGUGGCCGGAGUAGAUAUCAUUGGUUUUGGAGGAGAUUAUGAUGGAGUUACCAGAGUACCUGAAGGUUUGGAGGAUGUGUCCAAGGUUCCUGACUUGGUGGCUGAACUACUGAGGAGAGGAUGGACUGAUGAAGAAGUCAAAAAAGCUCUCGGAGAUAACCUGCUCCGGGUUUUCACAGAAGUUGAGAGGGUUCGUGACAGUCUGAAAGGCUCAAAACCAGAUGAUGUUCCAAUUCCAUAUGCGGAUGUGCAGAACCCAUGCAGGACGAGCUAUGGUUACCCCGACAACGCUGGAGCUGUUCAUUCAGUCAGCGCACUGACCCUCCUGCUCACACUGGCUCUGCAGGUGUUGGUCCAUUAACCUGAAUGAAUAUGCUGCUGAUCAAUGCGACUGACUGUAUGUAUGUAUUUAUGACUGUAAGGAGUUUGAUCAUUAAUAAUAAUGCAGUCUGAAAACCAUUGUUUUAAAUGUCAGAUUUCCGAUAACUAUCUCCAUCCUGUGCUGUCAGAAAUGUAUAAUACCUGCAGUUUACAUUGUGUUAAGCAGCCUGUUUCGUCUGUAGAUUUAAUGAUUGAUUUAAUGAUCAGUGAUGAACAACAAUGUACUAGUUAACAUAAUGACAAAGACAGUAAAGCAAUAAUUCUCUUGUCAAAGCUGAGUUUAUUUAAACCUGAGUCAAAAUUUCAACUCAUGCCAGUUUUAUCCACUGUCAUUUAAAAGCUAUAGCGGGAAAAUAUUAGUGUGUGAUGGUCAGUAUUGUGAAACAAAAGUUGUUCUCAGUGCUUUACCUUGUUCAACAAAACAAAUAACAAUAGCAAAGUCACAUGAGAGCAAUCAAAAUGAACAAAUACAAUAUUCCUGAACCUCAGUAUAGACGUGUUCUCAGAGAGAAAAAAAACAUAUUUGUGAGAAAAGCACCAUCUAGUGUUCUGAGAAGGUAACCCUUCUGAGUGAGACAUCACAUUACUGUACCUGGGUCUCGCAUCAUCAGGGCCGACUAUCUCUGACAUGCUCAAAACUUUGUAUAAUCUAAACUAUGGAUAUUUAAAAUGCUAACUGUGAAAUUUUGGUUUGACAUAUCAAAUACAUUCUGAGAACGACCCAUUUUCAGCACAUUUUUUGCAUUUAAAAUUUGAGGCUGGGUUUUAACAUUGAUAUCUCAACAACUAUUACUGACCUGAAAUUUUCUGUGUAGUUUCUCACCGUGUCAAUAAUUCACAAUACUGGACCAGUAGAUCGAAUAGUCUUAAGUCAUAUAUUAGUUGGACAAUGGAAAAAAUAAAAGUGAAGCCUUCAUGAAAAGUC